Messenger RNA from Funneliformis mosseae, 1149 nucleotides. The record is from the annotation of a GenBank genome assembly. Lineage: Eukaryota; Fungi; Glomeromycota; Glomeromycetes; Glomerales; Glomeraceae.
ACUUUACCAUUCCAUUCUUUUUCACCACAAAAUGUAUCAGCAAAACAAGAUGAUGUUAUACAAUGGGAAUAUAUAUAUGGUAAACAUCAGAUUGUGCAAUCAGAUGGACCAGCUGGAAAUUGCAUUAAAUCAAGAAAUUUAAAUGCAUUUGAUUCCGGAUUAAAAGAAGAAGGAGUUUUUAGUAUGACCAUAACACAAACAAGGGGAAUGAUAUAUUAUUUUUGUUCAUAUAGUUCACAUUGUGCAUACGGUAUGUGGGGCGUAAUUAAAAUUGAUCCGGAUAGUCCGGGACCCGAUCAAACAACAGUAUCAACACCUGUCACAGCGAAUACACCUAACUCAAUUGAAGAAACUAAUGAUACGGAUGGAAUGAGUUUACCUAUAAUAAUUGGUAUAUCGAUUGGAGGUUUUUUUACUCUUUCAAUAUUAGGAUUGAUUGGAUUUGUGUUAUAUAGAAGAAAAAAAUAUCAAAAACAAUUUGACAUUUCAAUGCAACCUUAUGAUCCAAAAUUGAUUGCUGGUGAUCACGGUGGUCCAGACGGAGGAAGUAAUUUAGUUAACAUGAGAGGUAGCGUUGGUAUGGCAUCAGUAUCAAGUUUAGGUAAUAAUACUUUAUCUAGGUCAAACACGCAACAUGGCCAUUCAAAUAAUGAAGUUAUACCGUCAAAUAGAUAUAAUCAAAAUCAACCAUAUGGUGAAACAGCGAUGAACUAUAUGGAGAGAACUAGCAGUGAAUAUGAUGGUGGCAAUAGAUUAUUUGGAGGACCAGUAGGACCGGUAGUAGGAGAUAAUGAAUCUAACAAUGGCGAAGUACCUAUAUCACCUUUAUCGCCUCCACCAAUGUAUCAUCCACAAUAUGGUAAUGAAUAUCAACAAGGACCUCCCAUUCCUCCCCAUCCUAAUUUGAUUCCACCACAACAACAAUAUGGUGCUCCUUAUUUAGCACCACACCCAACAAAUAUUUAUCCACAAUAUGGACCUUCCUCAAUAUAUCAAGAAUCUCAAUAUAAUAAUACUUCUGAUCCUUUUGGUCCUUCUCAUCCUGGUCAGUAUGCUUAUCAACAACCGCCACCGCAUCAACAACAAUCUGGUCAAUAUACUAUUAAUCCUGCUCAAUAUUAUGGUUCAAAUAAGAGUGAUACAUCAUAG